AUGGCGUCGAUGUCGAGUCUUCCUCCCGAAAUGCUGGGCGAAAUUGCCGCAUGCUUCCAGAAUGACACCUCAAUUGGCGAAAACAAGGACCGGAUAGCCGACCAGAACACGCUCGCAAUCCUUUCCAGAGCAUCGAAGUCAUUUCAGUCUGUAGCCCAGCCUCUCCUACAUCGAAAGAUUUACCUCGCUGUCUGGGAUCCAGUCGGCGUCAGCAUUUUGUCACUGAUCAAAGUUCUGCACCAUCGGGAGGACCUCCGCUCCAGAGUGGGCCAAGUCCAUAUACACUUUGAAAGGGCCUUUUCUUGCCGCUUGAAACGCACCAUGGAUGAUAUCCGCAACCUCGGCCCUUUCGCUCGAACCAUCGGCCGGCCAAACCUCGGCACCGCACUGGAAGAAUGUAAAAACAGUUCUCGCUUGUACGAUACGGUGUUAUCCUCGCUACUCUUCCAUCAGCUCCAAGGUGUAUCUCAAGUAAUGAUCACUGGGCUAGAUGGCCCCGACUUGAAAUACGGCUAUGAAGAGUUUGACCAGAUUGACAAUGCUUGGUCGGUCUUGCCAGCUCUUUUAAUCUCACCAUCUGAGACACCGGAGGCUUUGCUUCAAAAUUUGAUUUUUCUUCGUUUGGGCGCCCACAUAGGUACGACUAUGGAUCUCUCACAUUUCCACUUGCUCGCUUGUCUGGCACUCAACCUUGAGAAUUUUGAAGGGUUCAGAUUUGAAAGCCUCCCGGCAGAGGCAUUCAACGCUUUCAAAAAGCUCAAGCACCUGACUCUUUGGGAAGCACCUCUCGUGGAUGAUGUUUCUUCAAAUCAGCAAGGGAAUUUCGAGAUUCCGCCUGGUCUUCAUUCUUUUGACUACUUCGUGCGUUCUUCCUGGUUCUCAGAUGAACUGAACAUAUCCCCUAUAAAGGUCCGACGGGCGCUUGUGCGACAUUCAGAUACUCUGUUUACAUUUACGUUUGGUUCCACCUGGAAAGUGGAAUAGAGGAGGACGGAUGGUUCGAUACUUUCGGGAUGUUCAAAAGACUUGAAUACCUUUCGGUGGGUCC
This is a messenger RNA of Colletotrichum godetiae, 1048 nucleotides long. RefSeq lists its product as uncharacterized. The transcript has a single exon. The coding region runs from base 1 to 984 and encodes 327 amino acids. The record is from RefSeq and is a predicted model, not a curated record. NCBI's taxonomy places the organism in Eukaryota, Fungi, Ascomycota, Sordariomycetes, Glomerellales, Glomerellaceae.